GCAGCGAGAACGCUAAAAGACGCCAAUCUAAGAACCAUUGACCGGAUAUCGGCAAUCGAUCCAGCAGGUCCGAUAUUUGAACACACCAUUUGGGGGUUGGGGUUCGUUGUCAAUAGGAAGAAUACUUUGAGGAAAGAAGAUGCGGCAUUUAUCGACGUCAUUCAUGCAAGCAAACUACUGGGCAUGCGAGAGGAAGCGGGCCAUUUGGAUAUUUAUAUGGAGGAGAUAGGCUGCAGCUAUCAGGAUAUUUGCGAGGACCACAAGGCCUUCACAGCUUAUAUAAAAUCCAUCACAACGUGUUCCCAAAUAACGUGCCCCAGGGAUAAGAUAGUCGCUGUCUAUAGAUACAUAUAUGCAUGCAAAGUUGAGUCUCCUUCUGAACUUGCCAGUUUGGGGUACUUAGCAGAUUUGUAUAGCGCUCGAGGACGUCAGACGAUUAAGUUUGACCUUGAUUACCAAUUCAGUGCCAACGAUGACCUUUAUAAAGCGACAUGGCCUUGUACGUCCUUGUUAAAUGUGUAUCUUCCAGCAAAAGACAGGCUUUGCCACAAACCUCCGACUUCUACUAACCCGGAUUGCAGGUUAAAACCUUAUUCCCCUUAGUCCCCGAUUUAUGAUCAAGUAGAUUCAAUUACAUACAUCAUGUGGAACGAUGAAAGUCCAGUUGUUUCCAAACGAAUAAAAGAAAACACUACAACAGCUGAUGCCGUCCACACUGAUGCAUCAUCUGCCGAUGGUCAUUCCAAAGGAGUUUUAGCAUACAGCGAAAAUGGCGGAUUUUUAUUGUCCCACUCCAUCCCACGAUUUCCAUCGGAUCCGUAUACUCAGUACUCGUAUAAAUAUCCUCCAAGUGGGAAAACAAAUGCCCAACUAGCCACGUGUGUAUCGUCAAAACAGGACGAUAAUUUUUUUGAGGAAAUGAAAAUUUUGUUGGAUAUGAUGAUAACAUUUAAGCCACAAGUUUACGCUUCGCACGUUUUUAUUUCUUGGCCGGUCCAGGUACGAAAUAAGUGUGAGAAUUUAAUCUACCCAGGAAAUCAAAACUUGGGUAAACCACUCCAUUAUUAUGCGACGUACGGGCAAAAUUUAAUAAAAAUACACUCAUUUAGUCGGUCAGAUUCAAAAUCGUAUGUAGAUUGCUUUCAAACGCUGGCCAACCUCUACCAAACGUCAAUUUAUGCUCAGGCAUGGCCUGAUAAACUCAGGCCUUUAGACUCAAAUUGUGAUCCGCCUUUUACUGUAGAAAAUAUAAAUGCCAUAAAAGUUGGCCAAUGGGGCAAAUGGAGUCAAAGUAAAGACCACGCAAAAUGGAUUGUACCAAAAAUAACUCCUUCUUCCUCGUCUUAUUUUAUAUGCGGGGAGAUUUAAAUAGAGCUGUGAGUACUAUAGUAAGAGGUGGCAUGUUCGUUUGUAUUCAUGAUGAAGCGUUUUAUCGUUCUUUUGUUCAGAAUAUCAUUUUUGAAUGUAAUUCUUGUUCAGAAACAAAUUGAUCAAAAGUAGGUAGCAAAAAGUACAGUAAAACUCUGAGAUACGGCCCCCUGAUAUAGUUCUUCCGAGAAUUGACGCCACGCCGAAAGCAGGAGUAAAAGGAGCUGCGCGUGGUGAAUGGCGGCCGCUCAGGUGUUAACAAACCGGCCUAGUCUCGGAGUUUUACUGUAAUAUAAAAAUAAUGCCAUGUAUUUUAUGCGUUUUAUAUUUUAUAUAUUGAAAUAAAAGAGACCUAGUAUAGCGUGUGGACAAAGAGGCAGUGUGCGCGUACUCACGCGCAUAUAUUGCGUUUACGAAAUAGUUAUCAAACGGCCCUGAUUGUGCAAGUUCGGACGGACUGGAUUUAGUUUCCAGGCUACUGCAAGCAAUGCCAAAAACCGUAAUUAUAUCUAGCCUCCAGUGUAUUACUGUUAUACUAAAGCCAUUUUAAAGGUUCAGAAAAAUUACAUUUAACUCUGAAGAUAUGCACCCUCAGUUUUCGCUAUUACUAGAACUUGAGGCCUCGGACUCUUCCGAAUUGAUAGUCUAAAUUGAACGGGACUCGUUCAAGGCGUGCGGCAUGUCGCGUAGCGAAUUGUGAAUUUAGAAUUAUAGUAACAGCACCACCUUGACUCAAGUAGAUUUGAACUUCAGUUUCCGACAAGCUCUCGAGCAGCUAACUUGUUUUUGGAUUAUAACAGACGUAGUUUAAUUUAUUUGGUGACAAAGGCAGAUUGUGAACUUGUUUUAGUGACAUUUUUAACAGAAUAUAUGUUAUUUAAUACUUUUACGUAAUUCCUGGUGUUAUUUAUUGUAACUAAUUUGGCCAUUUAUUAAGGCUCGAAAAAAGACCGCAAUGAUUGUUCCUGAACCCUUGAAACUUGGAGUUAAUUUUUACCAAAGAUACAGAAGUAGACGUUCGAUUCUCGAAUUAAUACCAGGCUUGUGGAAAGUGGGCGUAGAUAAGGAUCACGAGUACGUUCUUGGAGUGGUAGAAAGUUCCCCAAAUGGAUAUAUUUUGUGCCCUUUGAUAGGCCCUAGAGCGGAGUUUGAAAAUGGCCAAGGCAGAGUCGGCAGAGUUAAAUUACGCAUACAUGACGUCAGUGCCAGUGAGGUUGUACCAAUAUACAAGAACGAUCCUCUGAAUCAUAUGUUCUUCAAGCCAUUGAAUGAAGAACACAUCCGCAUUGGCGAGAUACGCGGAUAAUUCAACAGGGUAUAAAUUGGCAGUACUGACGGCGAGUUGGCACACUUAAAAA
Messenger RNA from Belonocnema kinseyi, 2726 nucleotides. RefSeq names its product deoxyribonuclease-2-beta-like. Gene Ontology annotation, biological process: apoptotic DNA fragmentation. The record is from RefSeq and is a predicted model, not a curated record. The transcript has 3 exons. Gene Ontology annotation, molecular function: deoxyribonuclease II activity. NCBI's taxonomy places the organism in Eukaryota, Metazoa, Arthropoda, Insecta, Hymenoptera, Cynipidae. Bases 643 to 1368 code for a protein of 241 amino acids.